Molecule: messenger RNA, 886 nt
Organism: Phalaenopsis equestris
Lineage: Eukaryota; Viridiplantae; Streptophyta; Magnoliopsida; Asparagales; Orchidaceae
Product: thylakoid lumenal 16.5 kDa protein, chloroplastic
Exons: 4
Coding region: 145-792 (215 amino acids)
Biological process (GO): photosystem II repair
Source: RefSeq, a predicted model, not a curated record
AGGUCGAAGCUGCGAGCGUUUCCAACUGAAGAAUGACGGGGAAGAAGCACAGCUACUCCUACGUCUAACCUUAUCCUCUUCUCCUUCCCCUCAGCUCUGUUUCUCCCACGCUAGUCACUGAAUCAAUCUAACCAAAAGGAGAAAAUGGCACUCACUCUUGCACCCGCCGUAGCUGCCAUUAAAACGAGAAUCUCGAGUAACGCGAGGUGUACAGAAGUGAGUGCCUCUAAAUCCGGCUUAUUAGUCGUCGCGGAGAAGUCGCCGGCGACUCCAACUCCGUCUCUUGUUGUUGGUAGGAGAGAGGGCCUCUCCGCAUCCUUCACAGCCCUAACCCUCUCGCUCGCUUACCCGUCUCUCGCUACCAUUCUAGAGGCGGACGACGACGAGGAGCUGCUUGAGAAAGUGAAGAAUGACAGGAAGAAGAGGCUUCAGAGGCAGGGUGUAAUCAGCUCCUCUGCCAAAGAGACAGGUUACCUCCAGGAACUUGUAUACAAGCUUAGUAAAGUGGGUAAAGCUAUUGAAAACAAUGAUUUAACUGAAGCAAGUUCAGUACUUGGCUCAAGCAUCCGUGAGGAUUGGGUCCAAAAUGUCAAUGUUGCAUUUGCAAAGCUGACAUCUAACCCUGAGGAGAAGAGUGAGGUUGAUGCAUUCAACUCUUCUUUGGCAUCUCUUAUUUCAUCAGUUGAUAAGCGUGAAAUUGAGUUGUCGAAAUCGGCUUUCGUUUCUUCUGCGAGCGCAUUGGUGAGGUGGGUCGAAUCAACUGGUUUGGGGGCUUUACUGAAAGGUCUUUAACUAUGAGGAGUGAUGAUGUUUAUCCUUGUUCUGAUGAAGCAUAGAGCCUUCUUUGAAAUCUGUUCAAGGAUCCCAGCAAAACCUGCAAAAAAAA